Cuscuta campestris is the source of this 3057-nucleotide messenger RNA. The record is from the annotation of a GenBank genome assembly. Lineage: Eukaryota; Viridiplantae; Streptophyta; Magnoliopsida; Solanales; Convolvulaceae.
AAUCAAACAAGAUCACACAUGAAUAUAUUUAGGCAAAUUAAGAGAAGUUGGUGAGUCAAAGUGCUUAGAUGAACAGUUCUAAAUAUCAAAAGUGGACAAAAAAUGUGAGACGGAGGGAGUAAAUGUUAAAAAGCUACACCAAAAAUUCUAAAAAUAAGAGCGGCAGUGCUAUUGGAGCGCAUCAGAUUUUUUCCCCAGUCAAUGAGCUCAUCUGGAGUAAUGUUGGAGGGCCAUAUCAAUUCUUCUCCCCAGUCGAUGAGCCCAACUGGAGUAAUAUUGGAGGGCAUCCCAAAAAAUAGGCAGAUCUGUUCAUCUGCAAUUAAUGGCCGAAUAUGUGAGAAUAUAAUCACUGGUUUCUUGGAUCAAUUGAGGUUCACGUACAGAUUGUGCAAAUGGCUAGCAGAUCACCUGAAGGAAGAUUAUUUUCUACAUGCCAGAGCCUUAGAGAAGGCUGUACUGAGAGCUGUCAAGGAAAGCAGCUUUGGGAGAGAGCAUGUUGUGUCAAGUAUCGUAAAAUUGGGAUUCGGAUUGCUUGAGGGUGUAGAAGAGAAAAGCAGCAAAGAAAUCAAGUAUGAUUGUAUCGCAGGUCCAGUCGAAUUAGGUCUUGAAGUGUUAAAGAGUUUGUUUGAUCAUCAUGAUGGGGUGAGAAAUGAGAUAAUACAGCAAUGCAUUUUACAGAUCCUUUCCCCAAAGCCAGGGGUGAUGCCAAUCAUACGGUUGCUUGGAGAUCUAGUUCAGAGUCAUCCGCAUCCACUGCUACAACGUGCUUCAGAUCUCAAAAAGUUAUUGGAAAAUUUCACAUUCUCAGACUCUGAAAUAUCCUCUUCACUCAUCAAUGUUUUAUGGCCUCUGAUUAAAUGCAGUCGAGAUCUUCAGGAUCAUACCAUACUAGCCUUACAAAAGGCUACUUUUAGGCAAGAAUCUUCUGUUCAUGUUUCUGCGGCUGCUGCUAUUGUUGAAUUAAUUUUAGCAGAACAGCGGUCUGAAAAAAGUGGAUCAGCCUCUCUUCAAAAAUCAAGCAGCGAAGCCUGCAGCUGCCAGAAAACUGAAGUUUAUCAUAUAACUGGGGCUGGCCUUUUUCAGGAGCUUAGUGGUUUACUGCAGAGAUGUCUUUGUCAGCAGGCAAGAGUCAGAGAGAUUGUGUACCAUGGAUUGUUGAAGCUGGUGUUGAUAGAUCCCUUGGUUGCUGAACAUGUUUUGAAUUUCAUCUUGCCCCACUUUCAACGAUUUCUCACUAAGGAUGCGGAGCUGCUUGAGAUUAUCAAUUGUAUUAUAAUUGAGAAUGGCAAAGUCUUUAUUGAAGAGCCAUUUGACUGCCUUCUGUUCUGCACCAGUUGGAUCAUGCAGCUAUUUCAUCAAGUUGCCAGUAAUCCUUCAGAUUCACUGGAUUUGCCUGGCUUCUCUCUUACCCAAGAGAAUGAGGAAGGAAGAACCUUGGGUAGCCGGAGCUUAUCUAAUGGCUUGUUACAAAUCAGGGAUCUCAUCAAAACUGAAAGUCUCUCCGGACACAAAAACACUGAAUCAGUUGAGGUUCACGGACAGGCAUCGUCGUCUUCUCCAUCUCCACAAGCUAUUAGAAGCUGGAAAGAUAUUGUGGUAGCAUGCCGUCCCCUAAACGUCAAGCCGGCUCAGACGCCCCCUCGGCCUUUCCCCGGGAUUCAGGUGGACGGGGUUCCGGAGGAGGCCCGUUUUGUGCUGUCUUUCUCGGAUAACCGCACGUCAGCCUCGGGUCUGAUCAUAGACUGGGCCCCACAUCUAGGUGAGCACGAGAAAGGGCCCCAUAUGUGGGCGGGCUCGAUCUCUGGCAUCGGCUCGGCCUUAUGGCAAUAUGGCCUCCUCCACUUCGGGUCGAACCAGAUGACAGUGAUGGGGAGACACCGACCAGAUGGUAGGAACUGCAUGAUAACGACUAGAUGGAAGAGGCUAGACUAUGAGGAUCAGUGGCUCGGGGGCGAGGAGACCCGCGUGUCCUUCGACAAGCUCAACCAUGGGCACGACGAUCGCCAGGGUGAUCUACGACGGCAGAUCUCAGAGGGCAUGCAAAGGCACGUUGAGGAAUCAGAAACCCCCGACGCGCGCUCGGGGAUGCCUGAGCGUACUAACAGACGAUGGGACAAGCGGACCCAGCAUUGCCAGAGCCCCACGAGGAUCGAGAAGACAAAGCGCUCGGAUCACGGCAUCUCUCGCAUCGUGCGUGAAGUUGCCGAGCUAAAGCACCGUGUAGAGACUGGAGCGCCCUACAGCCAACCGGUCUUAAGGAAGGUGACCCCUUUCAUGCCGAGGGUUAUGUCGAUUCCGCUGUCAAUGAAUUUCCGACCGUGGCAGAUUAAGGCCCACAGUGGAAAGAUAGACCCUCAGGACAACCUUUUGAAGUUCUAUGCCUUCAUGGAGGCAACAACAACGCUGGAUGAGGUCAAAUACCGAUGCUUUCUCGCGACGCUGGAGAGCUUAGCGUACAACUAGUUUAACCGACUCCUGAAGGGGAUCAUGGACGAUUGGGAUGCAUUGGCAGGAAUGUUCCCAACCCAUUUCCUGACCAACCGCAAGCAAAUGUUACUCUACUCCCACCUCCUCAACAUCUGCAUUUGCCAAGGACAGAAGGGAUUCUGGAACUUACCACAAAUGACAACCAUAAAAUUGAGAAAUGUGCUAAAUCUCACACACACAGAGACAAGUUAAGCAGAUCACAAGAAAAUGAUAGGGUAUUAAAUACCGUUUUGGAGGGGCUAGGGAUCAGUCAUAUAAACCCUUUGAACCUAAAAUGGCUAGUGAUAUCAUCGCGUAGCUGAGAUUUAUCAAACACAAUGUCUAGUGGUAGGUCAUCGGUGCCACUCGCGAUUUUCAUUGAACAAACACGGCCAUCUGUUCCAAAUUCAAUGAGGGCAUCAAACUCACAACCCCCCUUGAAUAGUACCUCCACCAGAGAUGCCGAGUGCUGAGGGUCGAAGGGGCACACAUGCCAAAAAGGAAGCAAUUCGGAUAGUGUUACAUCGGACUCAUCUCCCUCAUCUGCCAUUACAAUAUAGUCAAAUCUGCAAACAACUACCACUUCAACAU